This is a messenger RNA of Pogoniulus pusillus (Red-fronted tinkerbird), 2217 nucleotides long. It is a transcript of the gene EEF1D, whose product is annotated as eukaryotic translation elongation factor 1 delta. Gene Ontology annotation, biological process: translational elongation. NCBI's taxonomy places the organism in Eukaryota, Metazoa, Chordata, Aves, Piciformes, Lybiidae. Gene Ontology annotation, molecular function: translation elongation factor activity; guanyl-nucleotide exchange factor activity. Gene Ontology annotation, cellular component: eukaryotic translation elongation factor 1 complex; cytosol. The coding region runs from base 55 to 2160 and encodes 701 amino acids. The transcript has 9 exons. The record is from RefSeq and is a predicted model, not a curated record.
GAUAACCACAAAUGCGUCGAAGCUGAGCGGCCACAUUAUGAGGGGGAAGCCACCAUGGCUGCCACGGCCCCUGAGGAGUGCCCAGAGGUUGAGGCUGUCAAUGGGGUCUGCAAUGAUGACUCUGGUGAAAGUGAGUCCAAAGGAGAGCUGAAAAGAGCAAGAAAUGGGAAGAAGCAAAGGAGGCGGAAGCGUUCUCCAAAAGCCAAACCUGUGGCCUCCAAGUUAGACUCUGUUCUGAGUGGGUUGUUAGCUGACCACGUGUGGUUUGACAAACCUUUCUAUGAUCGUGCUGAGACCCUCUACAGAACCAAACUAGCUGAGUGUCAGCUCCAGGAGGCACCCGAGACUGCACCAGCUCCGCAGCAGUCUCCUUUAGUGGCCGAGUCAAAAGCUGCCCAAGAUGUUCCCAAGCCCAGGAUGGUUUCAUCAGCCCUGCCCUGCUCCCAUGGUACUUUGUCUGCAUGCCACCAUCUCGUUCAGGGUGUUUGGGUCAACAAGCUUGACUUUGAUAAGGCUGAGCAGAUGUUUAUUGAGAGAUCCCAGUUCUUUCUUCCUCCAAAUGUCCUCACCCUCCCCUCGGUGUGCCCGAAGGGUGGCAUCGUUGGGCUGAGGACGCCGGAUGAGGGCUAUGUCACAGCCCUGCCAACUCCUGCUACACCAGGCGUGGCUGCAGAUGCUGUCACUGCCUCUGCUGUCCCCUUGGUUCCCAGUUUGCCUGGCUCUGUCCACCAGACAGUGAAUGGUAAACCCCAGAUUUCAAGCUUGCAGGCUCUCAUGUCUGAGGUCUGGUUGGAGAAACCUCUCUAUGAUGAUGCUGAGAAGAGCUUCUACGAGAACAUGUUUGACGGUCACCCGUCGGGCAAAAGCAGACAGCGGCAGCGCAGCUGCCCCAGAGUGCUGAAGAACCACCCUGAGGACAAGAAGAACCGUGGUGCUGGGAAGCGAACAAGCACCAGACUCAUGGAGAUGGUCACCAACAUGCUUUCUGCUGGGGAGCAGCCUUCACCCACCUGCUUUUUUCUGCAUGAGGGCAGUGAGACUGUGUGGUUUAGGAAGAUGAGGUAUGACAGUGCUGAGUCACGAUACUAUGCAUUUGAAGCUUUGAAGAUGUCCAGAGCAGGAGAGAGUUUGGAGAAGCUGAAGUCUGCAGUAGAAAACCUUUCCCAACCAGCUACUGAUGCUUCAAGCAUUCCUGCACCGGAAAUGAAAAAAAUGGCAGUGGACUACUUCAUGCAUGAGAAGGUCUGGUUUGAGAAGUACAAGUACGAUGAUGCCGAGAGGAGGUUCUAUGAGCAGAUGAACGGGCCGGUCGGUGGCUCCUCCCGCCAGCAGGAGAACGGAGCCAGCACCAUCCUCCGCGACAUUGCCAGAGCCAGGGAGAAUAUCCAGAAGUCGCUGGCCGGACAGAAGACAGGUGGUCCUCGUAGUAAAGAAGCUCCUUCUGCCCGUCAGAAGAGGCAGUCAGGCCGCUCAACUAGCACCAACACAACCUCUUCUGGGUCUGCUGGUGACCAUAAUGAACUCCUUGCCAGAAUUUCCCACCUGGAGGCAGAAAACCAGAACCUUCGCAGUGUUGUUUCAGACCUUCAGAUGGCCAUGUUCAAGUUGGAAAGUCGCCUGAACGCUCUGGAGAAGUCAUCUACCUCCCACCAACCGUCACCGGUUCCACCAACCCAGAAAGUGGAACCUUUCAGUGUUCCCUCCAAGAAAGUGGAGCUCCCGUCAGCUUCACCUGCAAAGAAGGCUGAGCCAGCUGCUGCAGAGGAAGAUGGUGAUGAUGACAUUGACCUUUUUGGUAGCGAUGAUGAAGAGGAAGACCAAGAGGCUGCUAAAGUCCGUGAGGAGAGGCUGCGUCAGUACGCAGAGAAGAAGGCCAAAAAGCCUGGCCUGAUUGCCAAGUCUUCUAUCCUCCUGGAUGUCAAACCAUGGGAUGAUGAGACCGACAUGGCCAAGAUGGAGGAGUGCGUCCGCUCCGUCCACAUGGACGGGCUGGUGUGGGGAGCCUCCAAGCUGGUCCCGGUGGGUUAUGGCAUUAAGAAGCUCCAAAUCCAGUGUGUGGUGGAGGAUGACAAAGUGGGGACGGACAUCCUGGAGGAGGAGAUCACCAAGUUUGAAGACUAUGUGCAGAGUGUGGACAUUGCUGCUUUCAACAAGAUCUAGGAGCAUUAACGGUGUCUCCUGAAACUGUAACUAAUAAAGAUCAAGAUUGGACCUGCA